Penicillium olsonii is the source of this 636-nucleotide messenger RNA. NCBI's taxonomy places the organism in Eukaryota, Fungi, Ascomycota, Eurotiomycetes, Eurotiales, Aspergillaceae. The record is from the annotation of a GenBank genome assembly.
AUGUUCUGCCGCCUCAGGACCUUAACCCCACCUUCCUCCCUCUUCUCUUCCUCUCUCUUCAAUUGCAGUUCUAUCCAUCCCGCUACCCGAUCUUUCUCAUCAUCAGCCGCCGUCAUGUCUGAAGCUACCAAGGCUUGGUUUAAGAUCCACUACCAGCUGCCCGGCAAGGAGGCUACCACUAGCCAGGUCAACUUCAACCUCUACAGCGACGUUGUCCCCAAGACCACCAAGAACUUUGCUGGGCUCUGCCAGGCUCCCCAGGGCCAGGGUUACAAGGGUUCUUCCUUCCACCGCAUUAUCCCCAAUUUCAUGCUCCAGGGUGGUGACUUCACCCGCGGCAACGGUACCGGUGGUCGCUCCAUCUACGGCGAGAAGUUCCCCGAUGAGAACUUCCAGAAGAAGCACACCCGCCCUGGUCUCCUUUCCAUGGCCAACGCUGGCCCCAACACCAACGGCUCCCAGUUCUUCAUCACCACUGUCGUCACCUCUUGGCUCGAUGGUAAGCACGUCGUCUUCGGCGAGGUUGCCGAUGAUGCGUCCCUGCAGAUCGUCAUGGAUCUCCAGGCUACAGGCAACAGCAGAGGCGAGAUCAUUACCCCCAUCAAGCCCACCAUCGUCGACUGCGGCAGCUCCUAA